Messenger RNA from Cutaneotrichosporon oleaginosum, 303 nucleotides. The record is from RefSeq and is a predicted model, not a curated record. Lineage: Eukaryota; Fungi; Basidiomycota; Tremellomycetes; Trichosporonales; Trichosporonaceae.
AUGGGUCCACCACCGUUCAUGGGCGGCGGCAUGAGCCCCUUCAGCAUGAGCCCCUUCGGAAUGAGUGGCAUGGGCGGCAUGGGCGGCGGACCAUUUGGUAUGGGCGGCAUGGGCGGAGGUAUGGGCAUGAUGGGUGGACCCCAUGGCCGCCCGCAUGGCGGCGGCGCGUUUGGCGGUGGCUUUGGUGGCGGUCACCACAGCCACGAGGGAGGAUUCGGUGGCGGUGGAUUCGGUGGCCCAGGUGGCGGUUUGGGAGGCCACGGCGGACACCUCGGCGUGGGACACCAUGGCGGGCGCUGGUAG